AUCCGUAAAUCCGCAAUCACUCCAAUGUGCGAACCCUAAUUUUAUUGCCGGAUUUCUUCUGUGACAGCUUUCGUCCCCUUCCUUCUCAAUUCGUUUGGCACAUAAAGAUUGGAUUUUUGGUGAAACUGAAGCUUUAAACCAUACACGUUCUUUUGAACUUUCUUUUCGUAAUGGCGUGACAUGGUUUGAAACUUUAAAUUUUAUUGCAUAUCUGGAUUCCCAACUUGCAGAGAUGGACGAAGAAACAAUGAAUUCAGCGCGACGGAUGUCGACGCGGUCUCGUAAGAUUGCUCCGAAGAUGGCGGCGGCGCUUGCUAGCACCGACAACAGAACACAGGCGAUUCUGGCUCGCUUGGAUGCACUGGAGAGUGACAAUGGUAUGCCGGAACCCGUGCAGCUUGAUGAAGAUGAUGAAGCUUCACUUGAUGAUGAGGAUCAAGUAUAUCAAAAGAAGCAGCCGAAAGGCACAAAAAGGAAAACUCGUCAAGCCAAGGCUCUUGAGAAUAAGAAGGCUCCAAAGACAUUCAUGGAGCUCUUGAAUGAGGCAAACCUGGAGUCCUUGCCUCCCCAUGUCCCGACCUACUUGAGAGCUGCUGUGGGACCUCCAAGCUCCACCACCCGCCGUCACUUCUGCACUGUUUGUGGAUUCUCUGCUCCCUAUGCUUGUGUGCAGUGUGGGAUGCGCUUUUGUUCAAUCCGAUGCCAAACUAUACACAAGGAUACACGUUGCUUGAAGUUUGUUGCAUGAUCACAAGGAGCAAUCCCGGGUUCUAAAUUUAUGCAAGAGUGAUGGAUAUAUUGGGCUUGAUACCGAGUCAAUAUUUUAUGGGCUCGGAUCAGAGGGGUCUUGAUCGCUCGAUCGUGCCACCACAGAUUUGGGCUCAACCUCCGCUGCAAGGGUCCAAGCUCCUUGCCCAGUAAUAGAAGCAAUGGAAUUGAGUUCGGCCCAUAUGAUAGCAAUGUAUAUACUUCACUUGUCGAAGUGCCUAAACUUUGAUCUCGAUGAAUACAUUGUGUUUCGACGU
This is a messenger RNA of Cuscuta campestris, 1025 nucleotides long. The record is from the annotation of a GenBank genome assembly. NCBI's taxonomy places the organism in Eukaryota, Viridiplantae, Streptophyta, Magnoliopsida, Solanales, Convolvulaceae.